This is a messenger RNA of Entamoeba nuttalli P19, 333 nucleotides long. RefSeq lists its product as hypothetical. The transcript has a single exon. The coding region runs from base 1 to 333 and encodes 110 amino acids. Lineage: Eukaryota; Evosea; Mastigamoebida; Endamoebidae. The record is from RefSeq and is a predicted model, not a curated record.
AUGUCCUCAUCUACUGAAAGCCUUUCUAAUACUUCUGUUUCUAAUGAAAAUGGUUCUUUCCAACACACCCCUCAUAAAUCAGUAUUUAGACAUUUUUCUGUACCAAACUUUAUAGAAUAUCCAUUUUCUGUUAAUGAUGAUAUGGAAAUAGAUGAUGAAAUAAAAUCAAUUAUUACUCAUACACCUCCUCAUAAUAGUUUUGUCCAUGUUGUUAAUGACAAAGUUAUAAGUGAAGAAGAGGCAAGAAGAAUUACAAUAAGUCCAAAUGUAAAUGAAUUUAUGAUCAAAAAAUGUCAUAAUCCAACUUUGGUUUCUCAUAUUAAAGAAUUCUGA